Messenger RNA from Malania oleifera, 1287 nucleotides. RefSeq lists its product as uncharacterized. NCBI's taxonomy places the organism in Eukaryota, Viridiplantae, Streptophyta, Magnoliopsida, Santalales, Ximeniaceae. The transcript has a single exon. The record is from RefSeq and is a predicted model, not a curated record. The coding region runs from base 1 to 1287 and encodes 428 amino acids. Gene Ontology annotation, molecular function: protein binding.
AUGGCGUCGUCUUCCCCGAAGUUGAAGCACUCAGCAGCAGACAUUGCAGAGUGGGGAUGGCUUCCCAAAAAUGUCCUCCAUAUCGUUUUGGACAAUUUGGUAUCUUUCCGCGAUUACGUCCGGUUCGCCGCCGUCUGCACUCGCUGGCACUCAGUUGCCGUGGAGAACAAUAUGUACUGGCGGAGCAUUAACCCACAGUUACAGACUUCUCGCCCCCGUCGCCAUCAAUUCCCUCUGCUUCUGGUGCCCUCCGGUGACGCCGACGAAUACAGCAACAACCUUUACAGCGUCAUCGACGAUGCCAUCUACCGGCUGCGAGUUCCUAUGCCGGCGCCCUUCAACAGGGUCAACGGGUCCUGCGGUUCUUCUUGCGGCUGGUUAGCUUUUUCCCAAUCCCUCCAAGAGACCAAAACCUUUCCGCAGAUCGUGACACUCGUAAACCCUUUCUCCGGCGCCACCAUCCGCCUCCCCAAAUUGGACCCCGAAGAGUACCUAAAAUUCGACGACAAUGAGAUGGGAGUCCACAAGGUUGUGCUGUCAGCGGACCCGGCCUCCGCUCCGGCUGAUUUCCAGGCGGUGGCGGUGUACGGGCACAUGCGGAGGCUGGCCCGUUACAGAGCCGGCGACGAAGGGUGGAUUUACGCCCCAGCGGAGCUCCUCAAGAGAAGAUCGGACGGGAGCACCUGCGUGCAGAAGCCGCCGGUCUGUGUCGACGCAGUUUGCUACAGGGGCCGAUUCUACGCGGUGAACCAGUGGGGUUGGGUGGUGGCGAUAUUGAAGGUACGGGCCAAGGGGUGGGAUCGUUCCAAUUGCGUGUACGUGAGGAAGAGGUGCCUGCAGUGGUAUACAAUCACCAGAUUACCAACGCAGACUAGGGAUUUUAGGUCGACCCUAGUGGAGUCGUCGGAGGGAGAUCUGCUGCUGGUUCGAAGGAACUUGGAUGAGUCGGAGGCGAAAGUCUUCAAGGUGAGGGAUGGGAGGGGGAGGAAGGAGGGGGAGGGCGGCGCUGCGGAGGUGAAGAGCCUUGGGGAUGAUGCUGUGUUCGUGGGGUGUGGGAAGCCCGGGUGCGUCUCUGCUUCUUCGGCGGCGGCGAUAGCCGUGGGUGGGUGGUGCAGGGGCAACUGCGUGUACUACGCUAAUUGCGGAACAGAGAUUGGACUGUUCUGCUUGGGGAAUCAUGGAAGCCAUGGAAAGCUUUACAGCCACUGUCCUCCUCACCAAAAUCUUCCUCAUCCCGUUUGGGUUCUCCUUGCUUCUCUUGAAAAUUUAUUGCUUACUACCAACUAG